Striga asiatica is the source of this 465-nucleotide messenger RNA. The record is from the annotation of a GenBank genome assembly. Lineage: Eukaryota; Viridiplantae; Streptophyta; Magnoliopsida; Lamiales; Orobanchaceae.
AUGCGAGAGAAGCUCCGGCAAGGAGAAAACAAGGUAAUUUUGGGCGAUUUUGGUGAUUGCCGGAUCUUGGCCGAGUCGGUGGAAAACAGGGUCGACGUUGAGCCAGAGGACGGUGGCGAAGAGGAGGAGAAUGACGGUUUUGAGGUAGGUUUGGGUGAGAACGGGCCAACGGCGGGCCCCGAAGGCCUGGCAGCAGAUUGGGUCCAUGCCGGAGCAGAGACCCUUCAUGACGGAAAAUCCGGUGAUGUUGGCGAAACCGACGGCGAGGGAACCGCCGGCGAGUUCGGGUUUGUCCAUGUGGCCCAGGAAAAGCAUGGAGAUUAUGGUCUUGGAGAAGUAAAGCAUUGUGGGUACAAGCACACAUGGCCCGGCUUGAACUGUUCACGUAUACGAGGAAUAAAGGAGUGUGUGUCGUGUGUACGUGGCUGCAUGCCUACCUACAAACAACCGUACCAAAGACCUUAA